AAGCCAUAGGCGCCAGACUUUGCGGCGCUCGCGGCGGCAGAGCUCGUGAUACGCUGGUUUACAGCAGAAUUGUUCGUCUAGCAGCAGUACUAUACGACAGAGCUCAAGUCCCGUGCUCGCAACAGUACGCAACAGCAGUUUCAGUGAGAGCCCUCUCAAGAGGCAGAGGACAAUGGUGCGCGCCACGCAGCAGUGGCGCCGCCACUCCUUCUUCCGCAAAAGUGCAUUGGGCGACGCCGUCAAGCAACUAGGACUGCCCGAGGGAGCGCAAGUGACCUGCGCCCAUUUAGUGGAAUUGAAACCGAGACGAGAUGAAGACGCCAUCACGAUGAGCGACGUCGACGAGGCCACGACGAAACAACUGAAGGAGCCUUCCAUAAAGGCAUUAGUGGUAGUAGGAGAUAAUGGCGGUAGAAUAGUGGUUUGUGACGGCCACCUCUCCACGCCGUCGUUCCUGCCGCCCUUCGAUUCAAGGUCAUUACACGUCCACGCCGUGACCAGGGGAAGUGAGAAGGACGUCGCACGAGUCGGCGCGGUCGUCGCGGCCGUCGGCUCGUCGAGAGACGGCAGCUAUUUACUAAGGACCUUCGCCGUUUCUGAUGACGGCGCCUUCGCCGGCGGCGUCGCCGAGUUACCUUUGACUAAAGAUGCGCCGGCAUCUCUAGCUUUAAGGAGCGACGGCCGGUUGUGCGCGAUCGGGUUGGAAAGUGGUUCGGUCACGCUUGUGAGUGUAGGAGCGUCGAUCGCGUGCUCCGAGGAUGAUCUCUCAAGAAACCCCGUGGCGCCGGGCGACAAGCCGCGGUUCGUGGAUUUUGCCGAUGCCGCGGCGCGGAGAAUAGGACGGCAGCUGCAGACGGACAAGGCCGACGAGUUGCUGGUGGUCUGUGGGUCCGUCAAGCCGCCGCGAAGUGCACCGUGCGUCGCCUUGGCCUUCGCUUCCUUCACGGAAGAGACGUAUUUGUUUGUGGGGAGUCAGGUGCGGCGCUUCGCGGGCGACAGGGUGCGGCGCGGCGUCCUCAUUCAUCGUGUGUCGCGGCGAUGGCGUCGAAGCGACGCCGUCCUCGCGUCGGCUCGACGCCAUCGCGGCGAGAGCGCCGCCGUCGCGACACAAAAUCACACAGGUCGAGGGCGACUCCGAUGAUGAUGAUGACGCCGGCGGUCAAGUAGUUUGCUCAAAAAUCCCCGAUGCCAUAUCUGGUACUCUACCUUCAUCAGUGCUCGACGAACGGGGCUGCGGCCCGGGAUUGAUGAGUUUUGACGGCGAGAAAAUCAUAGUAGCACGUUCAGAUGGCCUGUACCUCUACGCGACGGACGAGCGACGGGGCGCGCUGGGCUUCGACGGCCCGAAGACGGCUUUAUCGUGUCUCGGGGACGGGCUCGUGGCCGUCGCGGCGGUCGGAAGGUACAAGCGCUCCGAGGUGACUAUUUACGACAUCAUACAAAGGCGUAUUGUACACUUCGCUCGAUUGCAACAGGGCGUCGCGGCAGCUUGUUUGUUAUCAGCUUUAGCUAGAAAGCCGCCGGAACCCGCAGAUUACGUCGACGGGCGGCGACCGCUCAUGAAGCCCCUGUCAUCGGUCAUCAUGCUCGCGACGGAUGGUGGAAUAGUGAGGUACGACGAGAAGAGUACACCGGAAAAACUCGACGGCCUCUAUAAAGAGAGAAGCUAUGCCUCUGCGGUCGAUGUAGCAUUGAAGAGCGGUUUACCAAAAAGGGCGGCAUCACAAAUCUUCCGCAUGUACGGCGACCACCUCUGCGACCAAUCACAAUACGGAGACGCGGCGCAACACUACGCGCACACCAUCGGGACGGUGCCGCCCUCAUAUGUCAUCCAAAAAUUUUUGAACGCGCGUCGCUUCGAAGAGUUGGCUGCUUAUCUGUUAAAAGCCCACGGCAAGGACGAGACGAAGCGACAGUUUGUCCUCGAUGACCCUUAUGGUUUUCCUAGACCUCUUGAGGAAUUAGAUGAGUUAAAAACCCGGCCCGAAUUGACUACCUUACUCAUCAACUGCUACGCCAAACUCAAAGACGUGGCGGCCUUGGAUCGAUUUGUGAGAAAUGAAGACGACUUGGCGGUCGACGGCGCGACGGCCGUCGUCGCGCUGCGGGACGCCGGUUAUUAUGGACACGCUGAGAAGGCAGCAGUAGCCUUCGAGGAGUUCGAAUGGAGAUGCGUCCUGGCGUUGGAGCGGGACCCCUGGCGGCCGGAAGAGGCGUUGGAGUUCUUCGAUCGCAUGGACGUCCUCUCGCGCUUCAGAUGUGUGAGAAGAUUCGGCAUUCGAUUGGUGAAGGACUUCCCCGAUCGAACGACGGAGUUACUGAUGCGCCUGGCCACGGCGCCUGACGUGGAGGUCGACGAUUGCGUCCGGCCCGAGGACGAGAACACGCCCGUCUGCUACGAAGAAGAGUUACAAUUAAGGAAGGAAGAGUUAAGACAGAGAAAUCGACCCACGACCCCGCAAGCGUUUCCCCCCGACAGUGAUAGCGACGACGAGGGCUUCACGUGCGACGACUUCCCCCACUUCUUCGUGCACCGGCCGGGGCAUUUGCGGCUGUUUUGUGAUUACGUCAUGAAUUUUGACGAGCGCGGUCGGACGCGGAACAUCUGCACGACGCUUUGCGAGCUACUUAUUGACGAGUGGCGGUCGCUGAAGGAUAAUGAUGGUAGUGAGGAACUCUUGGAGCAGAAGUCGGAAGAUAUCAUGGCUUUACUGCGUUCAGAUGCGCCGUACGACCGCAUGGUCGCGCUUGUAUUGGUCGAGACGCGGGAGUUCCCGUUUGUAGCUGUGUCCGUGAUCCUGGGGCCGUCGCCGUCGCGGCGAUGGCGUCUUCAUGGGACCGCGUCGCCACGACGUCGUCGACGCGGCCGUCAGAGUCUACGCGUCUCGUGAGAGAACCGCGGUGUCGCCGCGACACAACGUCCACGCCACGCAGGCCCGGCACGCUCUACCUCUACGAGACGAAGUUCGCCCAGGAACCGGUACCGUACCAAGAUAGGAAGGAGCCCUGGUGGACGCGGCGGCAGAAGCGUCGAAGCCAGAAGUUUCGCGACGCGGUACGACCGGAAGAAAGAAUCAUCCCGCACGGUCUGCGGAACGGCAUUUUAGUACAAGAAUACCACAAGCGAGGCCGCAUCGGCGACAUGCUGCGCAUCUGCCGCGCGGAAGGUCGAUCUGAUCCGCUGUUGUGGAUUCUCGCGUGUCAGACGACGGCGGGCGCGAUUCCGCCGGAAGUGCUCAAAAGAAAGCGCUACUUCGGCCUGGGCGAUGACAAGGCGGAGGUCUGGGACCCGGAGGCAGCUAGAGAGGCUGACGAGCACACGGCGCGGUGCGCGAACGAAGGCUACGCCGCCGAAGGUUUUGUGGACUCGGACUACGUUUGUAAACCGCGCGGGAAUCACCACUUCCGGCGCCCUUACGCCAUCGACGCGCGCCAUCGAGCCACGACCGCGCCGCCGACGCAGGCGAAGAUGUACGCCCCAAAACCGCCGCCGCCGCCGCCGCCGCCUCCCACCGAUCCGGAGAUUCUCAGGAAGUUGGAUGAGAGAGAAGAUAGGUGCUCGGACCUGAAGGAGGUGCUGAAGGCUCUCGAUGAAGAAAAAGGUUUGCAUCCGCGGCGCGUCGUCGAACUAGUCUGUCAAAAUGAAAACGUCCCGCUCGGCGCGAUGCUGCCCUACCUCAAAACUGUAUUAGGAAGGUGGCACGCCGAGACGGAGGCCGAAAACAAGGAGAGCAGACGGCUCGAGAAGGAGUGCGCUGCGAUGCGUAAAGAGUUGCACGACAGCAAAUGCGCGGAAGUCGCCGCGCUGCCGAACGUGAACGAGUACGCGGAUGUGUUGCAGAUGGAGCCCGGGCCGGAGAAGACUGCAUUGCUCGAUGAGAUUCUCGAGGAGAAGUAUAGGAUUGACGAGGAGGCGGCGGACCGCUGGCGCGAGGAGGAAGGGCUGCCGCCUCUCUCGAAGGAAGACAGGGAGGCUUUAUUAGAUAAGAUCAUGUCGGAGGACGACAGGAAAUGGAUGGAGAUCCACAAGAAGCGGCAGGAGCCCGUGGACCACGAGCAGUUCUUCCGGGAGCUCGAGGAUCCGGACACGGGUGGCUUCGACUGCGUCGCGCGGUGGAUCGGCAAGGGCGUGAUUUCGGACGAUGCUCCUAUUGAUGUAGAUGCUUUGAAGAAGUACCCCUACAUCGUCGGCGAGGAGGUGGCGAAGGACGAGGAGGGUCGGUAUCUGAUCAACGUGGCGCCGGCGCUGCGGCCGUACGUGCAGGAGCCGGAAGUUGUGGGUAGGGGGACGGUUGAACUUGAUGAUCCGGGCGUGGCGGAGAGCAAGGGGGAUUAAUGUGUGUUGUGCUAGUGCUUUGCUUAGACUGGCUAGCCGCCGACACAGGCGCGGGUGUUGAUUUUUUUUUUAAUCACCUGUCUGAUCUCUCAUGGCGAGGACAGACACGAGUUUCCGCUCGAGCUGUAGCAAUAAUUAAUCGCCCGACGUAUCCCACACCCACUGACCUAGGUAAAAUAGGCUUGGCUCCUGGGAAUCGCUGGGGCGCAAACAAAGCCCGCGCGCGAAGGAGCGUACAGUGAAGUGAGUAUCGCCGCGUAUAAUCAGGCGAGCAAGCAAAUACCACGGUCCUUCCGCGCAAAAAAGAGAGAAACUGAAAAAAGCAGCCAAAACUAUUUAGAGCCGCACGGCGCGCGCCAUCCGCGUUUUGCGGCCUCAGGACUCGCGACGUGGCGGCGUGGUACGCCUCGCCGGGCGAGCUGCGCAUUGACAAGACGCUCGGGCGGUUUCCGGGGACCGUCGGCAGUUUCAUAAAAAACAAGGCCCCCUUCGGAGAACGGGCGGGCGGCGGGGCGUGUGUCGAGAGUUUGCUUCCCCGCGCAGGCAACAGACGAGAGCCUCGAGAUCAUCGGCGAGCGAAGACAAAAAACG
Pelagomonas calceolata is the source of this 4927-nucleotide messenger RNA. Lineage: Eukaryota; Pelagophyceae; Pelagomonadales; Pelagomonadaceae. The record is from the annotation of a GenBank genome assembly.